Sardina pilchardus (European sardine) is the source of this 1492-nucleotide messenger RNA. Its product is annotated as E3 ubiquitin-protein ligase TRIM35-like. Gene Ontology annotation, cellular component: cytoplasm. The coding region runs from base 1 to 1362 and encodes 453 amino acids. The transcript is spliced from 6 exons. Gene Ontology annotation, molecular function: zinc ion binding; protein binding; ubiquitin protein ligase activity. Gene Ontology annotation, biological process: protein ubiquitination. NCBI's taxonomy places the organism in Eukaryota, Metazoa, Chordata, Actinopteri, Clupeiformes, Clupeidae. The record is from RefSeq and is a predicted model, not a curated record.
AUGAACCUAGCCAAUGAACUAGCACGUCAUUACUACGUCAGACUGUACAAGGACCCUGUCAUUCUAACAUGUACUCACAGCUUCUGUAAAGUCUGUCUGAAGCAGUUCUGGGAAACUAAACCAUCCAGAGAAUGUCCAGUCUGCAGGAGGAGGUCAUCAAAGGAACAGCCUCUAACUAACCUGGCGUUAAGAAACUUGUGUGAGGUGUACUUACAGGAGAGAAGUCAGAGAGGAGCGCUGUGUAGUCUCCAUGGUGACCCACUCAGGCUGUUUUGUCAUGAUGAUCAGCAGCUUGUGUGUUACUCGUGUCGAGACUCAAAACUCCACAGGAGUCACCAGUUCAGCCCUGUUGAUGAAGCAGCAGCUGACCGGAAGGAAGAGCUCAAAAUUAAACUAUAUCCCAUGAAGGAGAAGCUGAAGGCUUUUAAAAAAGCAAAACUCACCUGUGAUGGAACAGCUGAACACAUUAAGACUCAGGCCCAGCACACAGAGAAGCAGAUCAAGGAGGAGUUUGAGAAGCUUCACCAGUUUCUACGAGAUGAAGAGGCAGCCAGGAUAGCUGCACUGAGGGAGGAAGAGGAGCAGAAGAGUCAGAUGAUGAAGGAGAAGAUUGAGAAGAUGAACAGAGAGAUCUCAUCUCUUUCAGACUCAAUCAGAGCCAUAGAAGAGCAGAUGGGAGCUGGCGACAUCAUAUUCCUGCAGCAGUGCACACUGCAGGAUCCAGAGAGGGUUUCAGGAGCUCUGAUCAAUGUGGCAAAGCACCUGGGCAACCUGAAGUUCAGAGUCUGGGAGAAGAUGCAGGAGACUGUUCAGUAUGCUCCUGUGACUCUGGAUCCCAACACUGCAGCUUCACUUCUCAUCCUGUCUGAGGAUCUGACCAGUGUGAGACGUGGUAAUGAGAAGCAGCAGCUUCCUGAUAACCCAGAGAGAUUUGAUGUGUAUGCCAGUGUCCUGGGCUCUGAUGGCUUUAACUCAGGGACUCACUGCUGGGAUGUGGAGGUUGGAGAGAACAAAUGGUGGGGUGUGGGUGUGAUGACAGAGUCGGCCCAGAGGAAGGGAGACUAUGACUCCAUGAGUGGAUGGUGGUAUAUGUGGUAUAAUGGUGCUGCAUAUAGAGCACGUGCUCCUCCUCAGCCCUUCACUCUCCUCACAGUGCAGCAGAAACUCCAGAGGAUCAGAGUGCAGCUGGACUGGGACAGAGGAAAGCUGUCAUUCUCUGACCCCGACAAUAACACACACCUACACACUCUCAAACACACUUUCACUGAGAGAGUGUUUCCAUAUUUUAAUAUGGGCCGUAGCCUCUCUCCUCUGUGUAUUGUACCAGUGAAGGCCUCUGUGUCAGUAGAGCAGCCCAGUUAGAGCAGAAACUGUCUCUGUCUGAACAAGAGCCGACAUGCAGAGACGGAUGGAGACAUUUGGGUGUUAGUCAUGAGUCACUCACACAGUAACUACGGUACAGUCAAUCUAAUAUCUGACCUGUGAGGGAUCA